Molecule: messenger RNA, 4844 nt
Organism: Loxodonta africana (African savanna elephant)
Lineage: Eukaryota; Metazoa; Chordata; Mammalia; Proboscidea; Elephantidae
Product: zinc finger protein OZF-like
Exons: 4
Coding region: 1238-2887 (549 amino acids)
Biological process (GO): regulation of DNA-templated transcription
Source: RefSeq, a predicted model, not a curated record
GUGGGGCGUGAGAGUCUCUAUAUCAAACAAGCUUUGCGUUUAUGCUGAAAAUAUUACAGAAAUAGGAUGUGAAUUAGAACUAGAGAAUGCUUUUAGAGGAAUUAAUAAUAGGAAGGGUAAUACUUAAAGAGGAGCCACUGGUAUACACACAGAUCAAGCAAGCGAGAGAAGAGAGAAGACAUUUGCACCAAGACCAAGAAAUACAAGAGUAGGAGUCAGCUGGGUGGGGUACAGGGGAGGAAAGACAUGAGAACAGACGUGGGGACAGCUCCUUAGGGAAAACUUAAUGAUUUUAUGAUUUAUUGGUUGAUCGAUUAUUAUAAGUUUGAAAGAGAAUGUGUUCAGUAAUUCUCUGAGAUUUCUGGAAAGCCUGGGGAGUGGUGGUCUCAUGGCCAGAGAAUGAAGGAAAAAAAAAAAUUAAGAAAGAAAUGUUAGUUGCAAAAUCAGGAAAAAUGCCGAUCACAUAUUACCAUGCUAUAAAUGAAAGUUUAAAAAAAAAAGCACAACAGAAGAGUUUCAGCUGCACAUAAUGAAAAAUCAGUGACACGUGAUGAGUUCAUUGACAUGAACUUGAAAAAUACAUUCUCCCUGAAAAUUUACCCAUGUUGAUAUUGAAAAAAGCGUGUGGGUUGUUCUACAAGGUGAACCCUUAACCUCAUAGGUGAAUCCUCAGCCCAAGCGGUAGACAUCUAAGACCCUGGAGGAAGCCAGUUCACGAUUUCCAGCCUGGUCAGGCCUGGGUGCCUCUCAUGCUCUGGGAUGAGGAAGCCCCUCCCUCUGUGACUUUUUUGCCAGAGGAAGAGGCCUGUGGAGCUGCGUGAAGAGUGCGUGUGCUCUGGAAGGCUGGAGCAGGAUCUGCCUUAAAUGCAAAUAUCCUCAGAGUGGAGCAUGGCCUUGAGCCUGGAGGGAAGCCCUCUCCAGGGAAAGAGCUGGAGGCCAAGAACCUGUCACUCCUUCCUUACCCAACACUGUCUCCUCCUUCCAUUUCAGGUUCCAGGUGUGGUGCAGGGAGAGCUAGUCCAGUCAGGCAGUGGGGGACGGAGGACGACCAUCUUGCAUAUCCAUGCAAUCAUAAGUAAGGAUUUUAAUUGCUCUGACUGGCUCUGUGGACCAAACAUCAUUUGUCUUCCUGCCAGCUGCCUAGUGGCCCUGCUUACACUACCAUCCCUCUUCCUGGAGUGGCUUCUUGGGCUUAGAGAGCACAUUCACUUAGACCUCCAGAAGCUGGAGCCAGGAAAUGGAUUCAGCUUUUGAGGAUGUGGCUGUGGACUUCACCCAGGAAGAGUGGGCAUUGCUGGAUCUGUCUCAGAGGAAGCUCUACAGAGAUGUGAUGGUGGAAACCUUCAGAAACCUGGCCUCAGUAGUUUCUCAAAAACUUAACAAUGGAGAAAAGCUAUCCACUGAAAAUAUAUUACGAUUCAUGAAAAAUGACACCUGGUCCUCCAUGGUAGUAGAAAUGUGCGAAUUACAUGGCAUUGAAGAUCAAGAUAACGAGAAAACACAUGUGAGGAGGCAUAUGGUAGAGAAUCUCUGUGAAAGUAAUGAACACAAUCAGUGUGAACAGACCUUCAACUGGAUCCCAGAUCUUUCUGUGCUCAGAAGAACACCUAUGGAAGCAUACCCUUCUGAAUGCCUUGAAUGUGGAAAAUCCUUGAUGGAUCAUUCAUCACUUACGCAUCAUAUCAGAUCUCACUCCGGAUGCAGUGCCUCUCAGUGUAGGGAAUGUGGAGAAUCCUGCACUUGUCCCUCUUACCUCAGCACUGCUGUGAGAACUCUUACUGGGGAGAAACCCUAUGCACAUAAGGAAUGUGGGAAAGCCUUUCAUAACUCCUCAGGCCUCACUGGACAUGUAAGAAUUCACAGUAGAGAGAUGCCUUACGAAUGUAAGGAAUGCGGCAAAGCCUUUUGUCAUCCUUCAAACCUGAAUAGACACAUGAGAAUUCACAGUGGAGAGAGGCCUUAUGAAUGUAAGGAAUGUAGCAAAGCCUUUAGUCAGUUCUCACACCUUACUAAACAUAUAAGAAGUCACAGUGGAGAGAGGCCUUAUGAAUGUAAGGAAUGUGGCAAAGCCUUUCAUCAGUCCUCCAACCUCACUACACAUAUGAGAACUCACAGUGGAGAGAGGCCUUAUGAAUGCAAAGAAUGUGGGAAAGCCUUUAGUCAGUCCUCAAAUCUCACUGCACAUAUAAUAACUCACAGCGGAGAGAGGCCUUAUAAAUGUAAGGAAUGUGGUAAAGCCUUUCGUCAUUCCUCACACCUCACUAGACAUAUGAGAAUUCACAGUGGAGAGAGGCCUUAUGAAUGUAAGGAAUGUGGCAAAGCCUUUCGUCAGGCCUCAGACUUCACUAAACAUAUGAGAACUCACAGUGGGGAGAGGCCUUAUAAAUGUAAGGAAUGCGGCAAAGCCUUUCGUCAGUCCUCAGACUUCACUACACAUAUGAGAACUCACAGUGGAGAGAGGCCUUAUGUAUGUAAGGAGUGUGGCAAAGCUUUUAAUCAGUCAUCACACCUCACUGUACAUAUGAGAAGUCACAAUGGGGAGAGGCCUUAUGAAUGUAAGGAAUGUGGCAAAGCCUUUAGUCAGUCCUCAAACCUCACUGAACAUGUGAUAAUUCACAGUGGAGAGAGGCCUUAUGAAUGUAAGGAAUGUGGCAAAGCCUUUAGUCAGUCCUCAAACCUCAUUAUGCAUAAAAGAACUCACAGUGGAGAGAGACCUUAUGGAUGUAAGGAAUGUGGCAAAGCCUUUCGUCAUUUCUCACACCUCACUACACAUAUGAGAGUUCACAGUGGAGAAAGGCCUUAUGAAUGUAAGGAAUGUGGAAAAGUCUUUACUCAGUCCUCAAACCUCACUAUACAUAUGAGAAAUCACAGUGGUGAGAGACCUUAAGUAAAGAAUGUGGGAAAACCUUUAGUCAGACCUCUAACCUCACUAUACAUAUAAGAAACCACAGUGGUGAGAGGCCUUAAGUAAGGAAUGUGGGAAAGCCAUUAGUCAGUCUCCAGUUCUUACUGAGCAUAAAUAACCUCGCAGUGGGAGAGAGUUUGUGAAUAUAAGGAAUAUGGGAAAGCAUUUAGUUGUUAUUCCUUAUCCUUCACUGAAUACAUAAGAAAUCACCCUGGGAGAGAAACAUUUUGAAUAUAUGGAAUGUGGGAAACUCUUUUAUGAAUCCUCAAACCUUACUAAUCACAUUAAAAAAUCACAGUGGAGAGAUAAUUUAAAUGUAAGGAAUGUCAGAAUGUUUUCAGAUGUCCCACUUCCUUUGGAACACAUCUGAGAAAGAUAGUGGAGAGAAACAAUGUGUGUUUCAGUAAUGUUGGGUAGCUUUGAUCUUUUUUUUUUUUUUCUUACCUGAAAGAACAUAUAUAGCAGAGAAACCAUGUAAGUGUAAGGAAUGUGGGGAAAUUUUUUUUUCUCUUGUAUUUUCAAAGACGUUCUAAUUUGCGCGCAUGGGAAAACCUUCCCUAGGCAUAGGAGUUGUGAGUGGUGACACUGGAGAGACAUCAUGUAAAUGUAAGGUUCCUGGGAGCACCUACAAGUCUUUUUAAAUUCUUAGAUGUCGUGAGCUACUACACUGUGGAUAAAUCCUAUGAAUGUAAAAGAUGAUGGACGCCUUCAGUGUCCCUCCUUACUCAGGACACCAAUGAAGCCUCACACACUAGAGAGACACUGUGACUAUAAGCAUUGUGCAAAAGCCUUCAUUCACAUGUGUUUUGAAGCACAUUUUCUUUUUAUCAACUAUGUUAAAUUUUAAUUUUAAUUUUUUUUUUCAGAGUAUAAAGCAAUGUGUUCUCAUUGUAGAAAAUUUGACUUUAAUUGAAAAGAGUGUGGAAAAAGCAGAAAUUACUUAAAAUCUCACCACUCUUGUGUGGUCAAAUGAGUUGUUUUCUGUGGUAUUUUUACUUGGUUCUUUGGAAAAACAGCUUGACGAAUUUUUUUUGCCCGUAAACCCUGAGGAGUUAUCUUUGCUCUGGUUUUCUACCCCUGAGAAUUUUUUGCCUUUGUCCAGGUUGCUAUUUCCUGGGUAUGCUGUAAACAACUUGAUGAUUUGAUACUUUUUAUUUAGCCCUGGGAUGCAAUCUGCCCUGUAAUUGGUCUAUUUUAUGCACUUUGAGGGAUUGGUCAACGUAUUAUGCAAAUUGAGUGAUUUGCAGUCCACCGAAGGGAUUGAUGUCUUUGUGGUCCUGCUGGGAGGGCCAUACCUUGAGACUGACAAGGAGUUUGCUUAUAUAAGCAGCCAGCCCACAGGUUUUUAGAGGCAAGAAUGGAGAAGCAGAGAGAGAGAACGCAGGGAACCUCCUAAAAGAGCUGUAACACUGAAGCCAGCAAGGAGCCCAGAAGGGGGCCUGUGGCAGCGAUGACUGCAGAAAGCUACUAUUAGGAAAGUAGCUAAGAGCUAAGCAAGCUGCUACGCUGGUUGUGUGUUGGGCCAGUUGGCAGCGGAGAGGUCGACAAAGGCAAAGAGGCCUUUGUGGCCUUGUAGGGGCAUGCAGUGUCAAGAGGGAGCAUGCAUGACCAAGAGGAGGCCUUCACUACCGAGAGAAGGCCUGUCCUGAUGGGGCCAAGAGGAGGUCUGUCCUAAGGGUUUGAGAGAGGAUGGGCACUACCAAGUGGGUGCAGGCAUGGCCAAGAGAAGGGCCUCCCUGCUUGCAUAGCCAGGAAGAGCUGAGAGAGCUGUCCCGCAUCGAAGAAGCUAUGGAAGGGUGUGCUCACCACUUCAGGAAAUCCAGAACUUGCCCAUGUGCUUCCCGAUCCUGAUCUCAAGUUGUUCCUGUUGCCUCCAGGCUGAUCCUGAUCCCAGGUUGUAGCCUGUUACUUCCCUAAUAAACCACAUAACUGUUGAGUA